Messenger RNA from Phaeoacremonium minimum UCRPA7, 489 nucleotides. RefSeq lists its product as hypothetical. The coding region runs from base 1 to 489 and encodes 162 amino acids. The transcript has a single exon. NCBI's taxonomy places the organism in Eukaryota, Fungi, Ascomycota, Sordariomycetes, Togniniales, Togniniaceae. The record is from RefSeq and is a predicted model, not a curated record.
AUGGAUCCACUUAGCAUCACAGUUAGUGCAGCGAGUGCCGUGUCUCUUGCCAUCCAGACCAUCUCUGCACUCAACAAUUAUGCCAUGACGGUCAAGGAGGCUCCGGCGGAGGUUAAAGCCCUCAUUGAGGAGCUUCAGAUGCUGACAGAGACAAUUCAUAACAUCGAGGAGACCUUCAAAGCCAAAGCCAAGAGCUCCGAAGGAAGUGAAAAUGAGGUCAAGGAGGCAGAUGGUAAUCUGCAGACACUCACUAAAGCAAUCGCUGGCUGCCAGGCCCAUCUCGCAAAAGCUCUGGCAGUUCUGGAUGAAUGUGGAAUGACUGUGACGCCUGCCGAUGAAGGCUUGAAUAUAAAGACCGGAGCCAGGUAUAAACGACUAUUCAAGAGAGUCAAAUAUCCCUUCAAUCGAGAAUACAUUCAAAGGCUACUGAUGGUCGUCCGUGAUUACAAGGCCACUCUGACACUGAGCUUAUCCCUUGAAGGAACGUGA